AUGCUGCCCAAUGGUAUUUUAGGGCCUCACCAUGACUCCCACUCAAGACCAGUCUCGGCCAAUACCACUUCGAGCUUCGAUUUCGCAAACCGUCCUCCGGUCCAGUUCCACGUGACUGCCUUGCCCGCCAAUGCUGUCGGGAACCUCACACGGACAGACCAGAUCGUCUUGAGACAUUUCUGGGAAUCUAAGUACGCGGAGAACAAGGCCAGAGACCUGCAUUUCCUGAAAUUCCCCUACUUCCCGCAAUACCCUGGCCAUCAGGACCUCAUCCCGUAUUGCGAGAUCUACCACUUGGUCAAGACAUCACCAGGGGCGAAGAUACUUGGCCUGGGUAGUGCCAACGGUGUCUACAUCGGGUUUGAGCUCUUCUCCGGCUCGCAACUCCACAUUGACAUGGAUGAUGCCUGGCACAAUAUCUCCCAUCACCGUGUGAGCUUCAAGUCCUAUGAGAAGAUGCUCAAAGAUCCGGCCUCGGACACUGCGUUCAAGUCGUGGCCGAAGCCUCUCACCAUCGAAUUUCUCGAGGAGCAGUAUCAACGUUGGAUGUUGGACCUGACCAGCUUCUGCUGGGACACAGAGGAAGUGACAGAGUUGGGCGGCGGGACCGGGGGUAGUGUCGAAAGUGACUUGAAGGACGAGAUGCUGUAG
Capronia coronata CBS 617.96 is the source of this 651-nucleotide messenger RNA. RefSeq lists its product as uncharacterized. The coding region runs from base 1 to 651 and encodes 216 amino acids. NCBI's taxonomy places the organism in Eukaryota, Fungi, Ascomycota, Eurotiomycetes, Chaetothyriales, Herpotrichiellaceae. The record is from RefSeq and is a predicted model, not a curated record. The transcript has 3 exons.